AUGGUGACUAAAACUACUUUUAAUCUAAAAGACACAACCACCACAAGAAAAACGUUGCCUUACAGAACAUUAGAUCCUGAUGAGCGUCCAGAAAAACAACAUGUCACAUUGGGAUUCAUAUUGGCAUUGGUCGCAGUGGGUCUAUUUUGCCUUGGUCUUACCCUGGCCUACGUGUAUAGAAAACGACAGUUAGCUGGCAGAAACAAUGGCAGAAACUCUCAUUUCCAUACAGACAACCAAGGUCAACCAACUUUAUCUAUGGCGAUGAAAAAUAUAAAUGCAAGAGGAAGAGCUUCGUCGUUUCCAGUUGUGGCGCUCCAGGACAUGCGAAUCUUUGACAGGCUGCAUACAUGUACGCAUCUCCAACGUCAGUUUUCAGUGCCUAAUAAUUUUGCAAAUAGAAACAGAAGAAGCUCUCGUGACACCCCAUUCGAUGCCCCGCACUAUUGGGAAAUUCCGGACUCUCUCGUAGAUUCCACUGAACAACCGGCCCCGGGAAAACUUGAUGCUCCACAUUAUUGGGAAAUUCCGGACGCCCUAGUUGACUCCGUUCCGGAUUCGGACGAAAUCCGCAACUCUCGAGAAAUUCAGGGCGUCCUUGUAGCCUCCACUGGCGAGCCGACAACAGAUGAACUUCCCACUCCCCAUUAUUGGGAAAUUCCGGACGCCCUAGUUGAUUCCGGAUCCGUUCCAAAUUCGGACGAAACCAGGACCCCUUGGAAAAUUCCGGACGCCCUCGCGAACUACACUCGCGACCCGACAACAGACGAAGCCCGCUAUUGUGAAAUCCCAGACGCCGACACCAUUCGAGACCAGCAUCGACCGUCAUCACUUCCAAUUGACACGUUUCUCCGUAACAGGCCUAGGACAGUCCCAGACAAUACAGCAAACAGCGCACCAAGACCAGCAUCUCUUCCGCACCAGUACUGGAAUAUUACAGAUGAAGAUAUCGGUGGUGAUUCAGUCACCUUCUACGCAUCAGCGGCAGAGACAAGGUUUUCCACUGUCGUCGCGAAGAGCGAGGAAAAUAAUCGCCUGUACGAAACAGAAACGACACAGGCAGGCGACGAACAUGCGAUUCCGGCGACGUACGGAACCGACAGCGCGCAAACGGCCUCUGUGCUGGAUCCUGAAGACUAG
Messenger RNA from Branchiostoma belcheri (Belcher's lancelet), 1140 nucleotides. RefSeq lists its product as uncharacterized. Bases 1 to 1140 code for a protein of 379 amino acids. Lineage: Eukaryota; Metazoa; Chordata; Leptocardii; Amphioxiformes; Branchiostomatidae. The record is from RefSeq and is a predicted model, not a curated record. The transcript has a single exon.